AUGAGAUUCAAUUUCACUCCCCUUUCCCUGGCCUUCUGCAUUUUCAAGGGAAGGUUUACUUUAGCGGCUCCUGCCGAACUUGAGACUCAAGGAGCUACAACCCACCAUUUUACUGAAUUGUCGUCUGUCAACAUUUCUAUGAUGGCCACAACUCCAAUGCCAAAAUGGCUUUCUGAUGUUACUGGACUAAAAGAAUGGCCAGGAGCGGACCCACCUUACAUUCCAUUGGACUUCAUUGACUUAAAAGCAAUACCGAACUUUCCCCCUCGGCCAGCAGGUACAUGUCCCCCAGACCGUUCCAGCUGCUCGUUUGAUUGUUUCAAAUGCAUUUCCUUCGAUGAUGCUUACACAUGUCCCGUCCUUUCUCAGACCUUCGAUGACGGUCCUUCAGCUUCAACGCCUAAACUGCUUGCAGGUCUGGAUCACAAAACCACAUUCUUCACUGUUGGGAUGAAUGUAGUUCGGUAUCCAGAAAUCUAUAACCAGAUCAAACAAAAUGGGCAUUUGCUUGGCUGUCACACAUGGUCUCAUAAGUUUUUGCCAGGUCUAACAAACGAGCAGAUUGUCGCUCAAUUGGAAUGGUCCAUCUGGGCGAUGAACGCGACUGGCGCCCAUUUGCCGAAAUGGUAUAGACCUCCAUACGGUGGUGUUGAUGAUAGAGUUAGACAAAUUGCUAGAGCUUUUGGAAUGCAAGCUGUUCUUUGGGACUAUGAUACAUUUGAUUGGAAAAUGGAGACAUCACCACCAUCCAAAACAGCCAGUCAGAUUUUCAACGAUGUGAAACAUUGGAAAGCUUCUGGGUCAACCGGUCUUAUUCUCGAACAUGAUGCUUAUGCGUCUACAGUUGACGCAGGAAUCGAAGUGAGCAAAAUUUUAGGCACUAGUCAAAUGACAGUUGCUGAAUGUGUUGAUAGUAUUGAUUAUAUCAAAACCUAUGACUGA
Ogataea parapolymorpha DL-1 is the source of this 942-nucleotide messenger RNA. Its product is annotated as Chitin deacetylase 2. Gene Ontology annotation, biological process: ascospore wall assembly; carbohydrate metabolic process. Gene Ontology annotation, cellular component: prospore membrane. Gene Ontology annotation, molecular function: chitin deacetylase activity. The record is from RefSeq and is a predicted model, not a curated record. Bases 1 to 942 code for a protein of 313 amino acids. The transcript has a single exon. Lineage: Eukaryota; Fungi; Ascomycota; Pichiomycetes; Pichiales; Pichiaceae.